Molecule: messenger RNA, 429 nt
Organism: Microthlaspi erraticum
Lineage: Eukaryota; Viridiplantae; Streptophyta; Magnoliopsida; Brassicales; Brassicaceae
Source: the annotation of a GenBank genome assembly
AUGGGAAGCGAAGGUCACGAUUUAGCCACUCGAUUUGGUCAUUCCAUUGUGGAUCCAGUACCGAGUUUGUUCACCUUCAAGAUCAAUGAUCCGUUGCUGAUUGAGUUAGCUGGGAUUAGUUUCUCCAAAGUCCAAGCCAGACUGAAAUUAGAGAAUCAACGUCCGGAUUUGUCAAACCUUGAGCAGAUUGGCCCAAUGCUUGUGACACAUUGGGGACUUAGUGGACCGGUUAUUCUCAGGCUCUCUGCAUGGGGUGCACGUCAUCUCUUCACUUCUGAGUACAAAGGGCUUCUUAUUGUUGACUUUAUACCGGAUAUUAACAUUGAAGCUGCAAAAUCUCUACUCAGACAACACAAGCUGCAGUUUUCAGUAACGACAUCUUAUGUCUUUCACUCUUUUUGUUCUCUCUGUUUCUUGUUUUUGGUUUGA